This is a messenger RNA of Arachis ipaensis, 1662 nucleotides long. Lineage: Eukaryota; Viridiplantae; Streptophyta; Magnoliopsida; Fabales; Fabaceae. The record is from RefSeq and is a predicted model, not a curated record.
UUCAACCCUUUUUCAUUACAGUCUAUUCUAUCCUUCUUCUCAAAACAGAACAUCUCUCUAAUCCAAUCCUCUCUAAUCCAAUCCUUCGUCUUUGGUUCUCACCUCCAACAGAAAAGGAUGUUUAGCUUUGUGAUGUUUAUUGAUCCGCAAACUGUUAAAACCAUUUUAGACAAAGGUAAUCUCCAUUAUGUUCGUGGCCUCGGUACUUAUUAAACCUUACCGGGAGAAGUCAAAGGAAGUAUGCUGGUAGAAUUCAGUACUCUGUAUUACUCGUCUCACCACAUAGACAUGGAUUCUGAAAUGAACUCAAUUCCAAGAAGUUGUGGGAAUGCUAGAUCUCUUAAGAGACAACUGAUGGAAGAGCAGGAGCAGGCUCUAGAACUAGUAGAAAUUCAAAAGAGAUGUUUAGCAGCAUUGCAGUUUGCUCAAAAUUUUCUAUCUACUUCACCUCAUUUUCGCUUCUCCAUAAAUGGAAUGAGAGCUUCAGAAGGUAACAGGGAUAAUGCCUCAUGGAGAUUUAGCUCGGAUGGAAGAUACAAUGUAAAAUCAUUCAUCAAUGUAGCGGAAGGAAAAAUAUAUGGGGAGCCAACUAUGAAGCAUGUCUUUGAUGAUCUUUGGAGAGGGUUGGUACCACCUAGAAUUGAGAUGCUCGUGUGGUUUGUGAUAACAGAUGGGUUGAGUACAAAGGACAAACUAAUAAGGAGGGAAUCAUAAGCCAAGGUGAAGGGACUUUGUUUUGUGUGAGAAUGCCCAGGAGUCGGUAAACCACAUUUUUCUUCAUUGCUCUUUUUGUUCAAAAUUGUGGUUUAUGGCCUUGAAUGCGGGUUGUGUGUGUUGGGUAGAAGUAAAUGAUGCUAGAACUUGGUUUGAGGGUUGGAUCAAUUGUGAUGUGUGUAAUAUGUCAAAAAAAUAGAUUAUGUUAUUCUUUGCUACUUUGUGGACUGUUUGAAAUUGUAGGAAUAGUAAAAUCUUUGAGAAUAAAGUUGUUUCAUGGAAAAGUGAGUGGAAAAAAGUAAAAAUAAUAGUAAACCAAUGGUAUGAGGUGAAAAAAGUGAUAAGCCGUGUAUAUAGGAGAGAAGUGCAAUUUGAAGAAGACAGGAAAUGGAUAUGGUGGAACUGUACGUGGUAUAAAUAGAUAGAAAUAUAUUUUGUGUUGGUGGAUAUUUACAGGAACCAAAUGAAGAAAUACACUGUUAUAUGGACGAUUUGGUGAGUCAUGAGUCAAUAGGAGAUGCAUUACUGGUUGGACUGCAAAUGUCCUUGUAAUUUGUUCUCGAAGAGGUGAGAGUAAAAGAAGAAGAUGUAAAAAUGAUAGUUGAUAAUAAAUACAUUGUAAAGUGGCUACAUGGAGAUAUAGAUACAAAUUGGGAGUUGAGAUUUUUAAGAAACAAGACAAGCAACAUAAAACAUAUAUUCCAGAACACAAAUGUGGAGUUCAAAGGAGAAAUGAAUACAAGUCAAGAAAAGAGUGGGAAUCAAGGGCAAUAAUUGAGGACCAUAGAUGGAUAAAGUGGGCAAUAAUAUUCCCGGAUUACUUUUGAAGAAUGUUUUGAUUCUGUAUGUAUUGUUUACUUGUUUAUUAGUUUAUGUUUAUUGUCUAAUCUGUUUUUUGUGGUUGAUUUUGGUCUUUGAUGGUAAUGCCGAAAGGGAUUAAAUUUAAUC